AUGUCACCAAUUCAUCGUAAUCAUACGAUAUUUUCCCAUCCAUCCUCAAGCCAUUUCGUGUCACCCCUAAUUCUACCUGAAAGUAUAACCCCAGAUGCCGCAUACGAUGACAGUAUUCUGGACCAAGUGUCACGCCGACCAGAAGACGGGUCAAUCGACUUUAUCGCCCAUGUUUAUGUCAUGCCAUGCCUGCUUAUUAUCGGUAGACUGUUUUUACCAUCCCCUACUCUACCUUUGUAAUAUCUUAGUUUACCCUAACCUACCAUGCCCCACAUCACAUUAAAAAAGCCAUUUUCCCGAAAAACCAAAAAAUUAUUAGAAAUUAAGACCCUACCUUACUUAACAAGUCGUAACUUAUGACAUAAAAUAGUAAAAGCCACAAUUCUUUGUCAAAACAUCACCAAGACUCUGACACAUCAUGAUAAUCUUAAAAUUUCAGGAUUCAUCAACCAGUCGUUAAACAUUGGCACUUUAAACUCACUAGCAUCAGCUGGCUACCUAUACCUCAAAGCCUCCGCCAUCGCGGACGUCCUAUCCAUAAUAGCACUAAUACCGUUUUGUGUACGACAAGGUCAUGCUCACAAUGCACACUCGUACAUGGCAAUGUUCUUUCACGCUCACAUUGAACUACCACUCAUUAAUUCGUUGAUUACUGCAAGGUAUGACAUUAUUUUUAUUUCUAAUGGCAAAUGUCAUAAAACCCUCAUUUCUAAUGAAAAAUGUCAUAAGAUACUCAUUACAAACUCAAAAUUAAAAAAAAUCAUUUUAGUGCCUUAUGUCUAGUAGCAAUGACUAUCGACCGAUACCUCUCAAUUCGCCACCCAAUCACCUUCUACAACACACCAGACUGUAAAAACCGAAUACGACACUCAAUAACCAUCCUGUUCGCUGUUUCUUUCAUCCUAUUCAUACCAUCUGGAUGGCAAAAAGUCUUGGUACCACAUUGGGACUCAAAGCACCAAACUGUCUUCUGGACCAUCGAAGUCAAUCGACCACUAAAUCAGUCGACAAUCUUCCAAACAUACCUAAUGUUCAGAGAAUUCAUCAGUCGAUUAGGACCGAUUGUCAUAUUGACUGUACUAAAUGUUGGUAUGAUAAGAUCGUUACGAAGAAUCAAGAUACGAUACAACUCGAGGAGAGUGAAUCAGCCACCAAGGGUCAGAGAAAUGGACAGAACGAGGAUAUCAGUGCUGUUGCUGAUAACAUCAGCCACUUUUGUUAUCUGCACCUUGCCUGCAAGUGUACUGAGUUUGUUCGUCAGCAAAACCCACAAAUACGACGACUGGAAGUUCCAACUAUUCAGAGCGUUUGCUAAUUGUCUACAAGUCUCACAGUAAGUCUUUUAGGCAAUAUAAAUGAUCUGUGCUGUAUUUGUAACAAAAACAAUGGCACAACAUACAUAACGUUGAAAUCUUUACUUAGUUUAAAACGCCUUUUAUCAUAGUAGCUAGCCAAUAAAAUAGUCUGUAGUCACAUAAAGUGUCAAGCCUCUAGCUAUCUGUUUAAAAAGCUAUAAUGAAAAACAUCCUUCACCUUGACUUCACCUACUAUAAUAUCGAAAAUCCACGCAUUCUCGACUGAACCUGAUCCAAAAUGCUAAACUCUUCAAUUCAAAUCCUUCACAACAAUCUUCUAAUCAUUUUGUUUUCAGUUAUCUCCAUAAUUUUUACCUAUACACGAUCUGCUCAUCCGAAUACCGACACGCGUUCCUCAAACUCAUUGGUUGUUACAAACCGAACCGAUUCUCAAACUCCACCGGCGACUCUCCAACCAUACGAUUCUCAAACACAAAUGUAGCUCAAUAUUUACUUACUCGGAUCAAUGGAAAGUAUAUUGGACGUAAAAAGCUUUCAACAACUCAAAUCCCGUUUGAUUUUGAACGAAAAACUCCAGCUUCCGCCUGA
Molecule: messenger RNA, 1904 nt
Organism: Bursaphelenchus okinawaensis
Lineage: Eukaryota; Metazoa; Nematoda; Chromadorea; Rhabditida; Aphelenchoididae
Source: the annotation of a GenBank genome assembly